AGCCCAAUGCCUGCUGCUGCGCCACUCUGCGAGCUGGAUGGAGAGCCACAGCCUCAGAGCUGGAGAUCAGAAGCAGAACCCUGCACAGCACAGACACCUGUUCCCAGCCAGCAGCCCACCAGCAGCAGCACUUGCACCUCUCCUGGUCCCGCACCCCCUACCUACAGCAGCAGCAAUACUGGAAUAACAUACCUUGCACCUGAAAAGUUUCCUCUUUAUUUUUUCUGCAUUUAUUUAUUUCAUCCCCUCUUGCUGGAUGCAUGCUGAUGUGUGCAGAGUCUGUUAUACAGCGCAUGUGUCUUCCUGGAGUCAGGAUCCAUACAUUCUGACGUAGCCUGCACAUCCUAAAACAAACCCCACACCUCUCCUGGGUGCUGGAAGUUGACAUGAGCAGAGCUGAUCUGACCCCCAAUGGAGAAAGUCUGGAUUCCCCCCCUGGUUGCUGCUGGACAGGCUGAAGCCCUCCUUGCCUGCUUCUGCUGCUGCUGUUGUUGCUGCUGAGAGCUGGGGAUGUGUGGGCAGCAAUAUGCCAGUGGAUGAGCUCCAAGUGCUGCUUCCUUAGACUCACAGAGGUUUGACCUUGAACCUGAAGCUCUCAGCCCAGAAUAUUAGUUUUUUUUUUUUUUGUUUUUUUUUAUAUUGAUGCACUGAAUGGAUUGAAGAGAGAGACUCCAUCCUCCCCCUUUCCACCCCAGUGAGUGAUUCAGAGGAUAGUGUGUAUAUAUACAUAUACCUGACCUGCUGCUCCUCUUUCAUCUGUUUAUCCAGCACCAGGAAAGGCAGAGAGAUAUCUGAUGGCUCCCUUGGGUGAAGUUGGGAACUAUUUUGGUCUGCAGGAUGCGGUGUCCUUUGGGAAUGUACCCGUUUUGCCAGUGGAUAACCCUAUGUUGUUAAGUGACCACUUAAGCCAGUCUGAGGCAGGGGGACUGCCUAGAGGGUCUGCAGUCACUGACUUGGAACACUUAAAGGGGAUCCUCAGGAGGAGGCAGCUCUACUGCAGGACUGGAUACCACUUAGAGAUAUUUCCAAAUGGCACUAUCCAGGGGACAAGGCAAGACCACAACAGAUUUGGAAUCCUGGAAUUUAUUAGUAUAGCAGUUGGCCUGGUCAGCAUUCGAGGUGUCGAGAGUGGACUGUACCUGGGAAUGAACGAGAAAGGGGAGCUGUAUGGGUCGGAAAAGUUGACCCAGGAGUGUGUGUUCCGAGAGCAGUUUGAAGAAAAUUGGUACAACACGUAUUCAUCGAACCUCUAUAAACACGUGGAUACAGGACGUCGAUACUAUGUAGCAUUAAAUAAAGAUGGUACUCCAAGAGAAGGCAAUAGGACUAAACGGCAUCAGAAAUUUACACAUUUUUUACCUAGACCAGUGGACCCAGAAAAAGUACCUGAACUUUAUAAAGAUAUUCUAAGCCAAAGUUGACAAAGACAGUUCCUUCACUCAAGCCCUUAAAAAGUAACCACUAUAUUAAAUCAAAAAGUUUCACCGGUGGGUUCCUAUUGGUUAGCAGGCUCAUCACAUCAGCUGCACUAUUGCCAAACUUUGUCGCAUGCAUAAUAUAUGAUGGAGGCUUGGAUCGAACAUGCUGAUUCUGUUCUGCACUUACAGGACUGUUCUCCUGAAGGAAAGUCUGUGCCCACUCGUGCUUGAUUUAUUACAAGGCAAAGAGCAAAAUAAAUAAAUAAAUACAUUAAAAAAAAAUCCUAGAAGCAAAAGCAAGGAGGAAUGAGGCCUGAUGCAUGCUGGGAAAUAGACAAGCUUUUAAAUUUUUGAUCACCCCUUAAGUCAUCGUAUAUCAACUGCCAUACUUCGGUUCAUCAGGAUUUUUGGCUGAAGGCCUGCUCAAGUUGUACGCUCAUUUACCAAGGCAUGGAUGGGUGCAGUCUUACUAAAAAAAAAAAAAAAAAACUUUUCGGUUAAUUGCUCAUUGAGGUGCCAUCCCACCGUUCCUAAAUCAAAGACCUCUUAGUGAAGAGAAAAAAAAGGAAAAGAAAAUAAAGAAACAAAAGUUUAAAAAAAAACUAAAAAAACAAACAAUACAAAAAAACCUUAAAUUUAUUUAUAGAAAUUCCAAAGGCAACAUUAUAUUUAUUUUAUAUAUUUAUUUAUUAUAUAGAGUUUAUUUUUAAUGAAAUAUGUACAGGCCAGAUAGGCAUUUUCGAAGCUUUAGGCUCUGUAAGCAUUAUCUGUUCAAGGCCAUUAUGAACCUGUGGUAAAUUCAUGCAAGUUUAUUAUUAAGGUGCAUGGAUUAAAGAGAAAAAAAAAACAACUAAUGACCCUCAAGGUGACAAUCUACUCUGUGUCCAUUACUCUGUUAAAGUGCAGCCACAUUGUAAGACAUCCUAUGGGCUUAUUCUAGUAACUUUAAAUCAGCUGAUCUUUAAGCAUGUGGAUAAAAACAAAAAUAUCAUUGGGCCCAGUGACAGGUGGAAUCCGCUGAUUUACAGUUACUGAAUAAGCCGCUAUUGGUCUCGCUGUUAAUUUGUCGCUCAUAUCCUUCAACAGCCAUGAGUUACACAAGGACUGUGCGAACCCACAUUUGCACUUUUUGUUUUCUCAAAUUGUAACCCAUGGCUGUUUUUUUUGUUUUUUAAGCGAGACUGGAAUUUUUUUAUAUAUAUUUUUUUUAAAUUAACUUUCAGCAUGGAGGAUCUUACAGUACAUUGGGGGCCUACCCUGUGCUGAGAGUUAUUUCUUCCAUCCCUCGAGUAUUCACUUGCACAAAUGUUAAACUCCAUUGAUCAUGUUAGACAGAUCCGGGCUUCCAAUUUUGAUGCUGUAACCUUAAAGGAAAGCUCCUUUCCAAUAAGUGGCUUAUAUUGCUCCACCAUCUUCAAACUUACCUGCUGUUGAGAGGCACCUAAAGGUUUACUAUAUAUUCAUAUAUAAUAUAUAUAUAUAUAAUCUACCUGUUUAUUACAUAUUACAGAACAGAUGGUAAAUUAUUGUCGUUUUAUUUUACAAAUUUUUUUUCUAUUUGUUAGAAAAUUUCCAAGGAGCACGAUAUAAUAAUCUCAUGUUUUUGUUAUAGUUAAAGGCUCUGUGCAGUAAAAUCAAAUGUAGGUGCCUUUUUUUCACAGCUAUAUAGGAAAUGUCUAUGGGGCUAAUGGAUGUCACACAGCAGCUAUAGAUUGCCCCAUAUUCUUGCUAAAGCUUAAAUAACAUGUGGUGGAUAUUAUAAUGCAAGACCCAGGUUAACGGGUUAAACUCUUGUAUGUAAAAAUGUCUAAUUGUGUACCCAGUAUCUCUCUACCAGAAAAUGCAACCUUUCUAGGGGUCAAUGUAAGAUCUGUCUUAUGGAAAUUGCUUUCGGCGUGAACUGUCAUAAAACAUUAUUAGCACCCUAAUCUUUCUUUUCAAACAAUAACUUGCAAAAUAAACCUAAUAAAUCUUUACGAAUA
Pseudophryne corroboree (corroboree frog) is the source of this 3400-nucleotide messenger RNA. It is a transcript of the gene FGF9, whose product is annotated as fibroblast growth factor 9. The transcript is spliced from 3 exons. Gene Ontology annotation, biological process: lung development; fibroblast growth factor receptor signaling pathway; positive regulation of protein phosphorylation. The record is from RefSeq and is a predicted model, not a curated record. Gene Ontology annotation, molecular function: growth factor activity; fibroblast growth factor receptor binding. Bases 795 to 1421 code for a protein of 208 amino acids. NCBI's taxonomy places the organism in Eukaryota, Metazoa, Chordata, Amphibia, Anura, Myobatrachidae. Gene Ontology annotation, cellular component: cytoplasm.